This is a messenger RNA of Klebsormidium nitens, 938 nucleotides long. The record is from the annotation of a GenBank genome assembly. NCBI's taxonomy places the organism in Eukaryota, Viridiplantae, Streptophyta, Klebsormidiophyceae, Klebsormidiales, Klebsormidiaceae.
CCAUUCUCCAUUUCAGCUCGUGCUUAUUUCGUGCAGUCUACAAUUCUUCAUACAGCUGAAUCAAAAUCUCAACAAUGCAGGCCGCAGCACGUUGUCAGGGCGGACUGCAUCUCAAACUCCGGGGCUCAGCAGGCGCUUCUUUGAAUGCAGACCGGUCAAUAAAUGGUCAGGACAGGUGUCUGCGCACAGCACAGCUUCCAAGGUCAAGCUUGGGCCGCUCCUUCUAUGAGCAGAGUUCGCUUGUUCGUGGGGCUCCCGUUUGGCAGGCCCCGUUGAGGAGGGCUCGGACGUCCCCAAUAGCGGGCAGCGGCAAGGGCUUCGGACAGCCAUCGUCGAACCGGAGUGGGGGAACAAAAGAACAAGAGGCCAUCAAGCAGGCCCGCAACUACCAACUAGAAGCGACACAAUUGUUGGCGCAGCUGCUACAGGCCAAGGACCUUCAGGCCACGGCGCGUGAAAACGUGCACGCUCUUUCCGAAGAGUUCUUCAUGAUUGCGUCCACAUACCUAGACUUGGCGAAGAAGGAGGGCAACGCUGAAGUCGUGAAUCAGCUCGAGAGUACUCUCAAGGUGGCUCUUGCUGAAAAAGAGAAGACGCUACGGCCUGAGAUUCGGUUGCUGAAUAGGUUGCUCCGGGAGAAGAACUCCUCCGGCAGAAAUGCAAUUUUCCAAGAAGACCUCUCGCUUUUACAGUCAGAAGAUGGUUACUUUGCGGGUCUCGUCAAGAGAAUGCUUGGCGAUGUCGAGCGGCAACCAGAGAACCCGCGGAAAGGGGAGUUGCUAAGGAAGCUAAAGGAUAUAAAGCAGGAGAUGAAGGAGCUAUCCAGGACGAAGAAGUGAUACAUGGCCGGUUGAUCAUGGAAAGUUUGAACUGAUGCAGCACGCAUAGUGUCGACAACUCCUAUGUUCCAUAUCUGGUGAAAUGUGAGUCACUGUAGC